GCCCGAAACCGGAUUCAGUGUAACCGAUGGACGAGGCGGCCAAGGUGCGCGAGGCGGCAUGGCUCGUCGAGGACGCGUUCGCUGGCAUCGCUCGCCCGCACCCCGACUGCUCGCAGUCUGUCAACGUGGCAUGCUUUAACCUCUCGUACCGGCUGUAUUACCCCCGGCGGCUCGCGGUGCUCCUCCUCCUCCUUCUCUCGUACGUGGAAGUGCCCUUUUGGUGCCGUGGUGUCGACGCCCGCGCGCCGUGCGGAGACCCCGGUGCGCCUGUAACGCCGCUGACUUUUAACCUGCCGACGCUGUCGCGGUCGACGGCGUUGCUGGUCGAGCUGAGCUGCCUCGGCGUCGUCGGUGUAAGUGAUCUUCUUCUCGUGGUCGCCCUUCGGCGCCACUUUGCCGCUCGGCGCGAUCGCGUCAUGGUGCUGCUGCUCACGAUCGCUGCGUGCAUGAACCGCCUUUUCCUCGGUGACGUGGCAGCACAAAUCGCGCUCUUCUUGCGACUCGGGAUUUUUGUGCUAACAUUUCAGACUGUCCGGAGCACGUACCUCAAAAUGUUUGCUGUGCUCAACAAGGUCCAGCACAUCCUAAGUCUCGUCGCGGUGUACGUGUGUUUCUUUGGCUGGCUCGCCACGAUCCUCUUUCAAGACACCGCCGAAGGCGGCACCAUGUCGACGUACGUCGAGUCGUCGUGGCAGAUGCUGAUUUUGCUGACCACCGCCAACUUUCCCGAUGUCAUGUUGCCCGCGUACAACAAGAGCCGGUGGCAAGCAUCCUUCUUCAUCUUCUUCCUCUGCUUUGGGCUCUUCUUCCUUCUCAACGUCAUCCUCGCCCAGAUUUUCUCCAACUACCAGCAAAUCGCAUCGUCUGAAGCGAUCGACCUCGACGACAACCGCCAGCGCAUGCUUACCGAGGCGUACGAUAUCCUCAGCAGCAUGCGGCCACCGCCCCUCGACGUUGCCUUGUGCCAUCAACUGCUGCUCGAGUUGCAGCGGUACCGUGCGGCACCACGUACAACGCAGAGCCAUCGCCUCUUGAUUGUGGAGGAGCUGGAUGUCAAGGGUCUCGGGCUCAUUGCGAGACACGACUUUACACGCCUUUGCGAGGUCAUGCUGGCGACGACGCGCGCUCGGUUGCACCAGCCGUCCGAGGUGCAGCGCUGGUGCCCGCGCCUGGCGUCGACGCAUUGCUUUCGCGCGUUUUGCAGCAUGGUGCAGCAUCGGUUCUUUGAGCUCAGUAUCGACGUCCUCCUUGUCCUCAACGCAUUGGUUAUUAUGAUCGAGUUUGCGACGCCGGCACAUGCGACCGGCUUGCGCAACUGGGAGCUCGUCGACUCGGGCUUCUCCCUUGUGUACGUGCUCGAAAUGCUCUGCAAGCUGCUCGUCUACGGCGCCAGCGCGUACUGGGAUGACGGUCGCAACCGCUUUGACGCACUCAUCACCGUGACGUCGCUGAUCAUCGAUGUCUACGCCUACAUCCCCAAUGCGUACAACGACCACAUGAUGGUCAAGGUGCUAUUAACGACGCGCUGUCUUCGGAUUCUUCGGCUCAUCAUGAACAUCUCCCACUACCGCGUCAUCUUCCUCACGUGGCUGCGACUCCUACCCGUGGGCAAGAGCUUGCUUCUCGUGCUCUUUUGCAACAUGAACCUCUUUGCAGCGCUCGGACACGUGCUCUUUGGCGGAAAGAUCUCGCCGAGUCGCAUGAACAGCGAGUUUCCGGCCUCGAGCUACACGACGAGUGGGUACGCGGCCAACAACUUCAACGACAUUCCGAGCGGUAUGGUGACGCUUUUCGAGCUUCUCGUCGUCAACAAUUGGUUCGUCAUCGCCGAGGGUCACGUGCUCGUGACGUCGAUCUACGCGCGGUUCUUUUUCAUCGCGUUCUGGCUCCUCGGCGUGAUCUUGACCCUCAACCUCUUUGUUGCUUCGAUUCUGGAUGCGUUCGCGUUGGAGUUUGCUUCAAACCAACGUCAAAUGAGCGUCCUCAAGCCGCUAGCAAUCAGCGACACCCGCAGCCCCUUGGCCCACACGUCCCUGCCAUCGCCGUGA
Molecule: messenger RNA, 2048 nt
Organism: Saprolegnia parasitica CBS 223.65
Lineage: Eukaryota; Oomycota; Saprolegniomycetes; Saprolegniales; Saprolegniaceae
Exons: 6
Coding region: 27-2048 (673 amino acids)
Biological process (GO): transmembrane transport; monoatomic ion transport
Cellular component (GO): membrane
Molecular function (GO): voltage-gated calcium channel activity
Source: RefSeq, a predicted model, not a curated record